Molecule: messenger RNA, 2272 nt
Organism: Thamnophis sirtalis
Lineage: Eukaryota; Metazoa; Chordata; Lepidosauria; Squamata; Natricidae
Source: RefSeq, a predicted model, not a curated record
AUGUUUUCUAAGCAGGCUUUGGAUGAAGCACUUCAGGACUUGAAUAAACAAAUCAGUGAAGAUGAAAGACUUUCUUCCAACCCUGUAGUGAAAAUUAUUUACGGGGACCCUGCAGUCUUCCUGUCCCACCUUCCUAAGGACAGUGCUAUACAUUCCUCUCGGAUAUGGAGUUUCAAGAAGAGAAUCUCAGUCGAGCACCUGGCUCAUAUUGUCCAACAGAAAGGUGGCAAGGAUGUUGUGCCCAUCUUGCAGAAAUUUUUGCAAAAGAUUCAAGAUAUUAUAGCAGCUUCUAUGAAGGCCUGUCAGGAAUUCCAUUAUAAACCCAUAUUUUUCAUGUUUAUAAGGGAUCCUAUGGCAUCAGUCUCAUUGCACAAGCAGGCUGUUUCUCUGAGAUAUUUGAGGAACGAUGGGAAAUUAAGUGCUGUGGUCUUCCCCAAUGUGCCUUUGGCUGAUGGAAAGCGCCAUACAGUCCUCCUUCGGUUAAGUGGAGUGCAGCAUGGCAACAGUAAAGCCGAACUGUAUGUGGACUGUGUGCAGGUGGAUUCUGUUCAAAUUUUGCCUAAAAUCUUUUCGGAGGUGCUGCAAAGCUCAGAAUCCAUAGAAUUACGAACACUCCAGAAGAAAUCACAGGAGACUUUAGAUGACUUGAAGUUGAUUGUGAGAGGGUCCUUGUCCCAAGUGGAAACUCUACAAGACUGUUUUCUCCCACAGACAGAGCCACCAGUUCAGUAUUCAGGUGAUGUUAACAGGCAAUUAUUAAGUCACAUGUUGCAAAUGAACGAGGUACUAGUUGAAGUGAAAGAUCUCCUCAGACAGCAGGUUAAGGAGACAGCAUUUCUGAGGAAUACUAUAGCUGAAUGCCAGGCAUGUGGGUUGGGAAUAGGAGGUUUCCCCACUCCUUCCCCACAUCCCCCGAAACCCAAGUGUGAAGCCGAUACUUGUUUCCCGGGGGUACACUGCACAGACACAACAGAUGGGUACCAGUGUGGUCCUUGUCCUGAAGGCUUCACUGGAGAUGGAAUUAUUUGCACAGAUAUUGAUGAGUGCCAAUAUAAACCAUGCUUCCCAGGAGUGCAAUGUGUGAACAUGGCUCCAGGUUUCAGAUGUGAGGCCUGCCCACCAGGAUAUAUUGGGCAGAUCAUCCAAGGAAUGGGAAUAAACUUUGCCAAAAAUAACAAACAGGCUUGCUUGGACAUAGAUGAAUGUCAGCGUAUAGCAAAUGGAGGUUGUGUCCCAAACUCCAAGUGCAUAAACACCAUGGGUUCUUACCAUUGUGGUGCUUGCAAGCCAGGAUUUACUGGAGACCAAGUCAGAGGAUGCAAGGCUGAACGAAGCUGUAGAAAUCGUGUUCUCAAUCCUUGUAGCAUCCAUGCCCAUUGUUCAGAAAUAAGACAAGGGGACAUUUUGUGUGUUUGUGGCAUUGGCUGGGCUGGUGAUGGCUUUCUGUGUGGAAAAGAUGUUGAUAUUGAUGGCUAUCCAGAUGAAAAGCUUCCAUGCUCGGCUGACAGCUGCAAAAAGGACAACUGCAUGUUUGUUCCAAACUCUGGACAAGAAGAUGCUGAUGGAGAUGGUGUGGGAGAUGCCUGUGAUGAUGAUGCAGAUGGGGAUGGUAUUCCUAAUGAUCAGGACAACUGUGUCUUGACUCCUAAUGUUAACCAGAAGAAUAGUGACCAAGAUAUCUUUGGUGACGUUUGUGAUAACUGUCGAAUGGUAUUAAACAAUGACCAGCGGGACACUGAUGGAGACGGCAAAGGAGAUGCCUGUGAUGAAGAUAUAGACGGAGAUGUGGCUCUUCCUUUUGUCCUUCAGGCCAUUCUUUCUGCUGUGAAUGGAGAUAUAUCUAGCACUCUUGAUGGGGAUGGACACCAAGACAGCACUGAUAACUGCCCCACAGUCAUUAACAGCUCCCAGCUUGACACUGAUAAAGAUGGUUUGGGGGAUGAGUGUGAUGACGAUGACGAUGAUGAUGGAAUUCCUGACCACGUCCCUCCAGGGCCUGAUAAUUGCCGGCUGGUUCCUAAUCCAGGACAGGAAGAUGAGAACAGUGAUGGAAUUGGUGACAUUUGUGAAUCGGACUAUGAUCAAGAUACAGUGAUUGACCAGAUUGAUGUUUGCCCUGAGAAUGCAGAGGUCACUCUGACUGAUUUCAGAGCAUAUCAGACUGUUGUCCUGGAUCCAGAAGGUGAUGCUCAGAUUGAUCCAAACUGGGUGGUUUUGAAUCAGGGUAUGGAGAUUGUGCAAACUAUGAACAGUGAUCCUGGACUUGCUGUAG